AUGGACACUGCUACGGUUAUGGAAUUAAUCCCCACACCUGCACCGACCUGGAGUGCAGCACCGUGCGGUGCGGUGGAACAUAGUCGGGGCAAACGCGAGAGCAAACUUUGGUGGUCACCUGAGGGAAGUGCUACAAAACGUCCUGCACACGAAGCACUACUAGAAUCCCAACACAAGCAUUUAGGAGCUGAGUCUAAGAGCAGCAAACUUGAACAAAAGCCUGUGGCUACAGCUGGGUGCCCCAGCCGGGGCUCUAACGGCUCAUCUCGUGGGUAUCACCAGCAUCAGCCUACGAGCAUCAUUCCAGUGGAGUCCAACAAGCCAUUGAUAUCUAGCUCUAGGGCACCGUCAGCUCCUGAACUCGCCGCAGUUCACCCUGUCUAUUAUAGGAGAAUGGAACGGCCUUCACAUACCCAACGGACUCCUGAGGAGGUCGAGCUUGCGCUCGAAGUGCUAAAUGACGAGCUGGCAGGGGCUUCGCCGCUUGACCGCCCCUCACUCGAGCUGGCUACUCAAGCCCUAACCGAGCGACUUGUUCAAAUGAGAAAAGAGCAACAGCAGCAGACAGCUAGCAUUGUUCCCACAUCAUCAAGCAUUAACAGGCAAAGCACCUUUGAAUACACGAAAUCGCUACAGGCCGUCAUUGUCGGCGAGGGCUCACAGAAAUACACGCUCAUAAGGAUCCCCAAACAAGAUGACAUGGUAGGCGACGUAUACCUGGUUCGCGGAGACCCAAAGGCAGAGUAUCACUACCAAACAGCCUUAGAGACGCUAAAUUCUCUUCAGUCAAGAAACAUAAUGUCCGACGUCACUGGAGGCGGCAGGAUGGACGUUUUGAAGGACGACAGGAAGGUUCAAAUUUAUGGCUAUUCAUACCAGUACGGGGCUGCAGACCAUUCCAUUACUGCGAAGAUGAUGAAGGAACAUCUAGGAGACGAGUUUCUCGUGUCAUUUGGCAACUAUGGUUAUUAG
This is a messenger RNA of Cyclospora cayetanensis, 972 nucleotides long. RefSeq lists its product as uncharacterized. Lineage: Eukaryota; Apicomplexa; Conoidasida; Eucoccidiorida; Eimeriidae. Bases 1 to 972 code for a protein of 323 amino acids. Gene Ontology annotation, cellular component: cytosol. The record is from RefSeq and is a predicted model, not a curated record. Gene Ontology annotation, molecular function: protein histidine phosphatase activity. The transcript has 4 exons. Gene Ontology annotation, biological process: peptidyl-histidine dephosphorylation.